This is a messenger RNA of Condylura cristata (star-nosed mole), 5784 nucleotides long. RefSeq names its product myosin-4. Gene Ontology annotation, cellular component: myosin complex. The record is from RefSeq and is a predicted model, not a curated record. The transcript has 38 exons. The coding region runs from base 1 to 5706 and encodes 1901 amino acids. Gene Ontology annotation, molecular function: actin filament binding; ATP binding; cytoskeletal motor activity. NCBI's taxonomy places the organism in Eukaryota, Metazoa, Chordata, Mammalia, Eulipotyphla, Talpidae.
AUGAGUUCCGACGCUGAGAUGGCUGCUUUUGGGGAGGCUGCUCCUUACCUCCGAAAGUCUGAAAAGGAGCGAAUAGAGGCCCAGAAUAAGCCCUUUGAUGCCAAGAACUCUGUCUUUGUGGUGGAUGCUAAGGAAUCUUAUGUGAAAAGUACAGUUCAGAGCAGGGAGUCAGGGAAGGUGACAGUGAAGACGGAAGCUGGAGCUACUGUCACAGUUAAGGAGGACCAAGUCUUCUCCAUGAACCCUCCCAAAUACGACAAGAUCGAGGACAUGGCCAUGAUGACCCACCUGCACGAGCCCGCUGUGCUGUACAACCUCAAAGAGCGCUACGCAGCCUGGAUGAUCUACACCUACUCGGGCCUCUUCUGUGUCACCGUCAACCCCUACAAGUGGCUGCCGGUCUACAACCCCGAGGUGGUGGCCGCCUACAGAGGCAAGAAGCGCCAGGAGGCUCCGCCCCACAUCUUCUCCAUCUCUGACAAUGCCUAUCAGUUCAUGCUGACGGAUCGUGAGAACCAGUCAAUCCUGAUUACUGGAGAAUCUGGUGCAGGGAAGACUGUGAACACCAAACGUGUCAUCCAGUACUUUGCAACAAUUGCAGUUACUGGAGAGAAGAAGAAGGAUGAAGCUCCUUCAGGCAAAAUGCAGGGGACACUUGAAGAUCAAAUCAUCAGCGCCAACCCCCUACUGGAGGCCUUUGGCAACGCCAAGACUGUGAGGAAUGACAACUCCUCCCGCUUUGGUAAAUUCAUCAGGAUCCAUUUUGGUGCCACAGGCAAACUAGCUUCUGCUGAUAUUGAAACAUAUCUGCUAGAGAAGUCCCGGGUUACUUUCCAGCUAAAGGCUGAAAGAAGCUACCACAUAUUUUACCAAAUCAUGUCUAAUAAGAAACCAGAGCUUAUUGAAAUGCUUCUGAUCACCACCAAUCCUUAUGACUUUGCCUUUGUCAGUCAAGGUGAAAUCACAGUGCCCAGCAUUGAUGAUCAGGAAGAGCUGAUGGCCACAGAUAGUGCUGUGGACAUCCUGGGUUUCAGCUCUGAUGAAAAGGUGGCCAUCUAUAAGCUCACGGGGGCUGUCAUGCACUACGGGAACAUGAAAUUCAAGCAAAAACAAAGGGAGGAGCAAGCGGAGCCGGAUGGCACUGAAGUUGCUGACAAGGCUGCCUACUUGACAAGUCUGAAUUCUGCUGACCUGCUCAAAGCCCUCUGCUACCCCAGGGUCAAGGUUGGCAAUGAGUAUGUCACCAAAGGCCAGACUGUACAGCAGGUGUACAACUCGGUGGGUGCUCUGGCCAAAGCCAUCUAUGAGAAGAUGUUCCUGUGGAUGGUCACCCGCAUCAACCAGCAGCUGGACACCAAGCAGCCCAGGCAGUACUUCAUCGGUGUCUUAGACAUCGCUGGUUUUGAGAUCUUCGAUUUCAACAGCCUGGAGCAGCUGUGCAUCAACUUUACCAAUGAGAAACUGCAACAGUUUUUCAACCACCACAUGUUCGUGCUGGAGCAGGAGGAGUACAAGAAGGAAGGCAUCGAGUGGGAGUUCAUCGACUUCGGGAUGGACCUGGCUGCCUGCAUCGAGCUCAUUGAGAAGCCCAAGCCUGCCAAAGGCAAGGCUGAGGCCCACUUCUCGCUGGUGCACUACGCUGGCACCGUGGACUACAACAUCGCCGGCUGGCUUGACAAGAACAAGGACCCCCUGAACGAGACCGUGGUGGGGCUGUACCAGAAGUCCGGACUGAAGACUCUGGCCUUCCUCUUUGCUGGAGGACAAGCUGCUGAAGCAGAAAGUGGUGGUGGUGGAAAGAAAGGUGCCAAGAAGAAGGGCUCUUCUUUCCAGACAGUGUCAGCUCUUUUCAGGGAGAAUUUGAAUAAGCUGAUGACCAACUUGAGGAGCACUCACCCCCACUUUGUACGCUGCCUCAUCCCCAAUGAAACCAAAACUCCUGGGGCCAUGGAGCAUGAGCUGGUGCUGCACCAGCUGCGGUGUAACGGGGUGCUGGAAGGCAUCCGCAUCUGCAGGAAGGGCUUCCCCAGCAGGAUCCUGUAUGCGGACUUCAAACAGAGAUACAAGGUUCUAAAUGCAAGUGCUAUCCCAGAAGGUCAAUUCAUUGACAGCAAGAAGGCUUCUGAGAAGCUUCUAGGGUCCAUUGACAUUGACCACACCCAGUACAAAUUUGGUCAUACUAAGGUUUUCUUUAAAGCUGGCUUAUUGGGAACUCUAGAGGAGAUGCGAGAUGAAAAGCUGGCUCAACUCAUCACACGCACUCAAGCCAUGUGCAGAGGGUACCUGAUGAGGGUGGAAUUCAAGAAAAUGAUGGAGAGGAGGGAGUCCAUCUUCUGCAUCCAGUACAAUGUCCGUGCCUUUAUGAAUGUCAAGCACUGGCCUUGGAUGAAGCUGUAUUUCAAGAUCAAGCCCCUCCUUAAGAGUGCAGAGACAGAGAAGGAGAUGGCCAACAUGAAGGAAGAUUUUGAGAAGACCAAAGAAGAGCUGGCUAAGUCAGAAGCAAAAAGGAAAGAACUUGAAGAAAAAAUGGUUGCUCUGAUGCAAGAAAAAAAUGACUUACAGCUCCAAGUUCAAUCUGAAGCAGAUGGCCUGGCUGAUGCAGAAGAAAGAUGUGACCAGUUGAUUAAAACCAAAAUCCAGCUAGAGGCCAAAAUCAAAGAACUAACUGAGAGAGCUGAGGACGAGGAGGAGAUCAAUGCGGAGCUGACAGCCAAGAAGAGGAAACUGGAGGAUGAAUGUUCGGAACUGAAGAAAGACAUCGACGACCUUGAGCUGACACUAGCCAAGGUGGAGAAGGAGAAGCAUGCCACCGAGAACAAGGUGAAAAACCUCACUGAGGAGAUGGCAGGCCUGGAUGAAAACAUCGCAAAACUGACCAAGGAGAAGAAGGCCCUCCAAGAGGCCCACCAGCAGACCCUGGAUGACCUUCAGGCAGAAGAGGACAAAGUCAACACCCUGACCAAAUCUAAAACCAAGCUAGAGCAGCAAGUGGAUGAUCUUGAAGGAUCUCUGGAACAAGAAAAGAAACUUCGCAUGGACUUAGAAAGAGCCAAGAGGAAACUGGAGGGAGACCUAAAACUGGCUCAAGAAUCCACAAUGGAUAUAGAAAAUGACAAGCAGCAGCUGGAUGAGAAACUUAAAAAGAAAGAGUUUGAAAUGAGCAAUCUGCAAAGCAAGAUUGAAGACGAACAGGCUCUUGGGAUGCAGCUGCAGAAGAAGAUCAAGGAGUUACAGGCCCGCAUUGAGGAGCUGGAGGAGGAAAUCGAGGCAGAGCGUGCCUCCAGGGCCAAAGCAGAGAAGCAGCGCUCUGACCUCUCCCGGGAACUGGAGGAGAUCAGCGAGCGGCUGGAAGAGGCUGGCGGGGCCACAUCAGCCCAGAUUGAGAUGAACAAGAAGCGGGAGGCCGAGUUCCAGAAGAUGCGCCGGGACCUGGAGGAGGCCACCCUGCAGCACGAAGCCACGGCAGCAGCGCUGCGGAAGAAGCACGCGGACAGCGUGGCCGAGCUCGGGGAGCAGAUCGACAACCUGCAGAGGGUCAAGCAGAAGCUGGAGAAGGAGAAGAGCGAGCUGAAAAUGGAGAUUGAUGAUCUUGCGAGCAACAUGGAGACUGUCUCUAAAGCCAAGGGAAACCUUGAGAAAAUGUGCCGCACCCUGGAGGACCAGCUUAGCGAAGUGAAAACAAAGGAAGAGGAGCAACAACGCCUAAUCAAUGAGUUGUCAACCCAGAAGGCCAGGUUGCACACAGAGUCAGGAGAAUAUUCACGACAGAUAGAUGAGAAAGAUGCUCUGGUUUCUCAGCUAUCCCGAGGCAAACAAGCAUUUACACAGCAGAUUGAAGAACUAAAAAGGCAGCUAGAAGAGGAGACUAAGGCCAAGAACGCCCUGGCUCACGCCCUGCAGUCAGCUCGCCACGACUGUGACCUGCUCAGGGAACAGUAUGAGGAGGAGCAGGAAGCCAAGGCUGAGUUGCAGAGGGCCAUGUCCAAGGCCAACAGCGAGGUCGCCCAGUGGAGGACCAAGUACGAGACGGACGCUAUCCAGCGCACGGAAGAGUUGGAGGAGGCCAAGAAAAAGCUGGCCCAGCGUCUGCAGGAUGCUGAGGAGCACGUAGAGGCUGUGAACGCCAAGUGUGCCUCCCUCGAGAAGACCAAGCAGCGGCUCCAGAAUGAAGUGGAGGACCUCAUGAUUGAUGUGGAUAGAACCAACGCAGCCUGUGCAGCUCUGGACAAAAAACAAAGGAACUUUGACAAGAUCCUAUCAGAAUGGAAACAGAAGUAUGAAGAAACUCAAGCUGAACUUGAGGCUUCCCAGAAGGAGUCCCGUUCUCUUAGCACUGAGCUGUUCAAAGUGAAAAAUGCCUAUGAGGAAUCUCUGGACCACCUUGAGACGCUAAAGCGAGAGAAUAAGAACUUACAGCAGGAGAUCUCUGACCUGACCGAGCAAAUUGCUGAGGGUGGAAAGCAUAUUCAUGAACUGGAAAAAAUAAAGAAACAAAUAGAUCAAGAGAAGAGUGAGUUACAGGCUGCACUAGAGGAAGCAGAGGGGUCUCUGGAGCAUGAAGAAGGAAAGAUUCUUCGCAUUCAACUUGAGUUAAAUCAGGUAAAAUCUGAGAUUGAUCGGAAGAUUGCUGAAAAAGAUGAAGAAAUUGAUCAGCUAAAGAGAAACCAUCUUAGAGUGGUGGAGUCCAUGCAAAGCACCCUAGACGCUGAGAUCAGGAGCAGAAAUGAUGCCCUGAGGAUCAAGAAGAAGAUGGAAGGAGAUCUCAACGAGAUGGAGAUCCAGUUGAACCAUGCCAAUCGCCAGGCUGCUGAAGCAAUAAGAAAUCUUAGAAACACACAAGGAAUACUUAAGGACACUCAGCUACAUUUGGAUGAUGCCAUCAGAGGCCAAGAUGACCUUAAAGAACAACUGGCGAUGGUGGAGCGCAGAGCUAAUCUGAUGCAGGCUGAGAUUGAAGAGCUUAGAGCAUCCCUGGAACAGACAGAGAGGAGCAGAAAGGUGGCAGAACAAGAACUGUUGGAUGCUAGUGAACGUGUGCAACUCUUGCACACCCAGAACACCAGCUUGAUCAACACCAAGAAGAAGCUGGAGACAGACAUUUCCCAAAUCCAGGGAGAGAUGGAGGACAUUGUCCAGGAAGCUCGCAAUGCAGAAGAGAAGGCCAAGAAGGCCAUCACUGAUGCGGCCAUGAUGGCUGAGGAGCUGAAGAAGGAACAGGACACCAGCGCCCACCUGGAGCGCAUGAAGAAGAACCUGGAGCAGACGGUGAAGGACCUGCAGCACCGUCUGGAUGAGGCUGAGCAGCUGGCCCUGAAGGGCGGGAAGAAGCAGAUCCAGAAGCUGGAGGCCAGGGUGAGGGAGCUGGAAAAUGAGGUUGAAAAUGAACAAAAGCGCAACGUUGAGGCUGUUAAGGGUCUUCGCAAACAUGAGAGAAGAGUGAAGGAACUUACUUAUCAGACUGAGGAGGACCGUAAAAAUGUUCUCAGGCUACAGGACUUGGUGGAUAAGUUACAAGCCAAAGUUAAAGCUUACAAGAGACAAGCAGAAGAGGCUGAGGAACAAUCCAACGUCAACCUUGCCAAAUUCCGCAAGAUCCAGCACGAGCUGGAGGAAGCCGAGGAGCGGGCUGACAUUGCCGAGUCCCAGGUCAACAAGCUGCGGGUGAAGAGCCGGGAGGUUCACACGAAAAUCAUAAGCGAAGAGUAAUUUAUUACAAUGCUAAAUGGUGACCAAAGAAAUGCACAAAAUGUGAAGUUCUUUGUCACUGUCACAUGUCACUGUAAU